UUACCUUUCAGCAGUAGAAGCAGGGACUCAUUUGAUUCUAAGCAACAGAUAACGACAGUUCAGGAACAGGUGCUAAGAGUGGGAACUAAGUUGGGGGUUUGGAUUAAGGCAGUGAACAAACCAAGAAGUUGGUGAAUAGUGUGAGGCAUUAAAAUGGUGUGGAGGGGCGGCGCCUGUGGCUCAGUCGUGAGAUGUAUGAUGUAUGGUUUUGGAGAUGACCAGAAUCCUUAUACUGAGUCAGUAGAUAUUCUUGAAGACCUUGUCAUAGAAUUCAUUACUGAAAUGACUCACAAGGCAAUGUCAAUUGGAAGACAAGGUCGAGUACAAGUUGAAGAUAUCGUCUUCUUGAUUCGAAAGGACCCCAGGAAGUUUGCUAGGGUUAAAGACUUGCUUACUAUGAAUGAAGAAUUGAAACGGGCUAGAAAAGCAUUUGAUGAAGCCAACUAUGGAUCUUGACAUCUUUUGUAGUUCCUGAAACUCCAUUAUAUUCUAGUGAAACCAUAUGUAAUAAUUGUUAUAUUUUCUGCAGUGAGGUUCUGAUAUUUACCUAGGUGAAUGAAAGAUAGAGAAACAGUUUUUUUGUCUUUAUUUUCAUGCCUUUGGUUUUAUAGUGAUGUUGGAUUAAUUGCCUGCCUUUAUAUGACCAUGCUUGAAUUACUUACUGAGUUUUAAUGACCACACAUAAGUUAAAGUAUCUUUCCAACCAGGCAAUUCUUUCUAUUAACAAAGGUUGAAAUAUUAAUAGUUGGGUUAGAUGUAUUUGUGCUAUUUAAGCUAUAUUGUAGCUGUUUAAUAUGUGAAAUCUAAAUGGCAUCUUUGACUAUGAUAGGUGAAAUGUGCUUUAUGUAUUCUGAAGUUUUUAUAUAAAACUAGUCUGAGAUUAUUGUAGUGAACUUUUUUAUCUUUUGUUUAUAUUUGUAUCUUUAUGUUUAUUUUUAUUUUUUUGAGACAGAGCUUCACUUUGUUGCCCUGGCAUCGUAGCUCUCAGAACCUUAGACUCCAGGGCUCAAGUGAUUUUCUUGCCUCAGCCUCCACAGUAGCUGUGACUACAGGCACCUGCCACAAGGCCCUGCUAUUUUUAGAGGCGGGGUCUUGCUCUGGCUCAGGCUGGUCUCGAACCUGUGAGUUCUGUGGGAUUAUAAGCAUGAACCACUGCACCUGGCCUAUCUUUAUUUUAAAGAGAUGAUAUAGAAAAAUACUGGGUUUUUGUUAAAGAUGUUUAUCUGUUUUAAAAGCUAAUUUCUUUUAACAUUAUUUUCUUCAGAUAACAAGAUUUUUUUUUUUUUUUUUUUUUUGGAGAAACAAAGUUUCAUGUGAAUGCUCCUAUGUUGGAAGGCUUUUUUGAUUUAAAACCUUUUGGGGAUUAUAAUAUACCAUUUGUUAAGUUUGCAAGAACUCAUUUUCUCAGAUCAGAUUAAAGCUUCUAAAAAUAAAUGUUUUCAGUAGCAAGAAUGGCGUUGCUUAAAAAUUGAAGGGCAUCGGGCGGCGCCUGUAGCUCAGUGAGUAGGGCGCCGGUCCCACAUGCCGGAGGUGGCAGGUUCAAAGCCAGCCCCGGCCAAAAACCACAAAAAAAAAAAAAAAUUGAAGGGCAUCGAUGGUAAGAUAAGCAUUUAGGGUAGUUUUUUAUUCACAUAUUUGUAAGUACUUGUUCAUUGUGGAAACAAAACCUUGUAUGUCUAUGGAAAUCACCUUUUUUUUUUAGUUGCACAAAGUUUAUUUUUAUGUCUAUAUUAUAGUUGCAUUCAAUAUAAAUCAAAAUGAAACAAAACGUAGGUUUAAUUGGCUCAGAAAAUGACAAUGAAAAGAAAAACACUGGCUAAAAUUUUACCAAUAGAGAAUUACCAUUUAGAGGGUCGGAUUUGAGUUACAGUACCAUGGAAAGUGCUUUUGUAUUUCAGGAUAUAUGGGUUUUGUGUGUAUAUACCUUAUCAAGUUAUUAUUACAUUUAGCUUAAAGUGACGAUUACAAUUGCAUUUAAAUCACUGAGUGUUAAUUCUUUGCAAAACUGAACUUUUGUGCCACUUAUAAAUGUUACCUAUAAAUCAGUAUUUGGGAAAUUUUACUUUCUUAACCUAUUAAUACAAGGAAUAAAGUACGAAAUAUUAAACAGGUUACUGCUUGA
This is a messenger RNA of Nycticebus coucang (slow loris), 2122 nucleotides long. RefSeq names its product TATA-box binding protein associated factor 13 (gene TAF13). Bases 154 to 456 code for a protein of 100 amino acids. The transcript is spliced from 3 exons. The record is from RefSeq and is a predicted model, not a curated record. Gene Ontology annotation, biological process: transcription by RNA polymerase II. Gene Ontology annotation, molecular function: protein heterodimerization activity. Gene Ontology annotation, cellular component: transcription factor TFIID complex. NCBI's taxonomy places the organism in Eukaryota, Metazoa, Chordata, Mammalia, Primates, Lorisidae.